AUGAAACAUAAUGAGGACGAUGGCGAUGGUAACUUAUUUUCAGACGUUUAUCUUAAAGGGUGUCAUGAAGACUGUACUGAAAUAGAUGAAUUUGCUGGAGGAUGUUUCCAUUUAGGCAAAAAAGUUGAACAAUUUCUCGUCGAUUAUCUUCAAACUCUAAAAAUUAGCCCGAAACUUAUGAAUUGCACCAUCACCGACCAUCAUGCGCUGCAUGAUAUAAUCGUUAUCAAUUCAAAAAAUUUGACAAUAAUCGAGGCUCCACAUCUGAGUUCAAACUCGACUGACCUAACCGUCAGUGUGGUCGUCUACCCGCUAGAAACCGGCCAAAAGUUGAUUCUCUAUUUCAGGCUAAUAGAGGCACCAAAUAGCUUCUUCAUAAACGGUGUAACAAAAGUUAUAAAUGGCUUUCUGCUACUGAAAUAUGAUAUCAGUGGUCCAAGAACCUUCACUGACACCCCAGACGUCAAUCGAUCACUGAACAUUCUACUAGCUGCAUAUUUUGACGACACGGAAUAUAACCUGACUGUCUACAAAAUCAAAAUGAAAAAUUACUUCAGUCUAAAAUACGCCGCUUUCGACAGUCUAAAGGCCAAAGUAAAGCAAAGAAUAACUUGCCUGAGUGUUGGCUAUCCGCCUGCAAACAGAUGGCUUUGGGAAGUGAAAAAUGUAAGGGGUGAAAUGGUUAAAAGUGAAAUUUUUCAGACCACCGACGAAUCAAUAGUCUUUUUCUCGAAAGGCUAUUAUGUGGUAAGCUGUACGGCUAUCAACCAUAUUGGAGAAACUAUGGUGGCAGCCACAGAGCAGCUCUCUAACUCGUCGCCGAUAUACGCCGUCUUAAUCAUACCAAUAUUGGCCACUUUGGCCGCAUGGAUUUACAUCACCAGAAAGAAAGCAGCAGAUAAAAACUCCGGCGCUGGCGCAACUUUUCCACCGGUGCUGAAUGGGAUGUUGAACGAGUCGGCCAAGCAGUCUCCAGGACCAUCAGAAUGGACAAAUCCGGGAAAAAGGAUCGAUUCCGUCCUCUCUGAAGAGGUAAAGCAGUCUCCAGAACAGUCGGUAUGGACAAAUCCGGAACGUAAGAUGGAUUCCGUCUUCUCUACAACGUCAGACGUGUCUAGCUGA
This is a messenger RNA of Helobdella robusta, 1122 nucleotides long. RefSeq lists its product as hypothetical. The transcript is spliced from 7 exons. The record is from RefSeq and is a predicted model, not a curated record. Lineage: Eukaryota; Metazoa; Annelida; Clitellata; Rhynchobdellida; Glossiphoniidae. The coding region runs from base 1 to 1122 and encodes 373 amino acids.